AUGACCGAUGCCUGCAGCGCAACACAACGCUCCGCAUCCCCCUCUGCCAGCCUGGAUGCCUCCGACCCGGAGCUGCACUACGAGGAUGAGGAUGAAGAUGAAGAUGCACAAACAUCCUCGCAAUCCUCGGAACCGUCGGACAGCAGCAGCGUUUUUUCCGACGAUUCGGUUUAUCCGUGCUACGAGCCGAGCCCGGGGGAGGAGGGCAGCGAGGGGCUCACGCUGUACCAGUGCUGUGCCAGGAAUGAUGCCAGGCUGGUGUGGGAGCGGCUGGAGCGAGGAGUGACCAGAGGAGAGGCCACCGAGAUGGACAUCAACGGCAGGAACGGGCUGAUGCUCGCCUGCUCCAAGGGAUUCGUGGACAUCGUGCCCCUCUUGCAGAGCUGCCCCUACAUCGACGUCAACCAACAGGACAACGACGGCAACACGGCCCUGAUGAUGGCUGCGCAGGCAGGAGCCGACCUCCAAGCCGUGGACGCCGUCAAGGGCAAGACAGCYCGGGAAUGGGCGACCUUCACCGGCCGCUUCGACACCACCGUGCGCAUCCGCAGCCUCCUGCGCCGCCCCCGCGCCGAGCAAUUCGCCGCCCACUAYCAGCCCGAGUGGCCAGCGCUGGCCSARCUGGUGGCCAAAGCCCUGAUCCCCAAAUCCAGGAGCAAGCGGCUGUCGGAAAAAAUCCGAGCCAUGUUCACCUUCAACUUCCCCCGCAACCCCGAGGAGGACGGCGUGAUGGACCACAUGGUGAGGAUGACCACGUCCCUCGCUAGCCCCUUUGUGGCCACMGCUUGCCAAACCGUGUGCCCGGAUAGCCCGCCCGAGGUGGGCAAACGGAGGCUGUCGGUGCCGGAGAUUCUCGGCCAGCACGUUCCCGAUCCCGAAAUCUCUUCACGCCCCAGCACCGGAGCGUUGUCCUGCAAUGGUCAAGCCGUGUCCGAGCUCCGGCCACCUCCACCGCCACGCCGGCCACCAAACCGCUUUCUGAGCUUCCUCCCGUUGUGGCUGCGGGGUGGCAACAGCGUUUUUCCCGGGGAGCCCGUCCCUAAAAUCAAAGUGAGCAAAGCCACGGGCGCGGCCAACGGCGAGAGGAAACCGCGGGUGAAGGACAAGGAGCUGCUGCAGCCGCCGCAGUGGAGGUACAAAGCGCUCAAGGAGGAGAAGAGAGCGGCCGAGGAGGCUCAGGGCAAGGAGAAAAAGAAAAAAAAGAAGAAAAAGAAAAAGAAAGGUUAA
Messenger RNA from Malurus melanocephalus (red-backed fairy wren), 1227 nucleotides. Its product is annotated as photoreceptor ankyrin repeat protein-like. Bases 1 to 1227 code for a protein of 408 amino acids. The record is from RefSeq and is a predicted model, not a curated record. Gene Ontology annotation, molecular function: protein binding. The transcript has 3 exons. NCBI's taxonomy places the organism in Eukaryota, Metazoa, Chordata, Aves, Passeriformes, Maluridae.